This is a messenger RNA of Penicillium macrosclerotiorum, 1395 nucleotides long. RefSeq names its product Acid phosphatase. Gene Ontology annotation, biological process: phospholipid catabolic process. Lineage: Eukaryota; Fungi; Ascomycota; Eurotiomycetes; Eurotiales; Aspergillaceae. Bases 1 to 1395 code for a protein of 464 amino acids. The record is from RefSeq and is a predicted model, not a curated record. The transcript is spliced from 3 exons. Gene Ontology annotation, molecular function: hydrolase activity, acting on ester bonds.
AUGAUGACCGUAGCGGUCCUGUUGUCAAUGGCUGCUAUGGCUCACGCUCUAGUAGCGACCACCUCCGAGCCAGCACUCAACCAGAUUAAGGCCGCGAUGGCGACAACUUUACCUGAAUCUCCCGUUUCAAAUGUCAGAGGCAUCUCUUUUGAUCGGUUCUACCAGGUUUGGUUGGAGAAUACGGCGUACUCUGAUUCUGCAGCUGAUACCAACAUGCAAUGGCUUGCGUCCCAGGGAAUCUUGCUGACCAACUACCAUGGCGUUACUCACCCAUCAGAGCCAAAUUACUGUGCUGCAGGGGGUGGUGAUACCUUCGGUAUGGAUUGGGACAACUUUGUCCAGAUCCCCGCAAACAUAUCUACUGUCCCAGAUCUCUUAGAUACCAAAGGUAUCUCAUGGGCCGAAUACCAAGAGCAUAUGCCGUACCCCGGUUUUCAAGGCUUUAACUACUCCAACCAAGAGACAUUCAAGGACGACUAUGUGCGUAGGCAUAACCCUCUGGUUCUCUUUAAUUCCGUGGUCCGGAAUGACACACGUGCUCGGCAAAUAAAAAAUUUUACCAACUUUGAAGAAGACCUUGCAAACAAAAAGCUUCCCCAGUGGGCCUUUUUCACUCCAAACACAACAAAUGAUGCCCAUGAUACAAAUAUUACCUUCGGUGCCAAGUGGGAGCGCCAUUGGAUGUCAACCUUGAUUAAAAACGAGUACUUUAUGAACAACACCCUUAUCCUUCUUACCUUUGACGAAGAUAUGUACGGCGGUGAAAACGGAUCUACGUUCGAUCAGGGUAAUCGAGUUUAUAGCAUAUUGCUUGGUGGGGCUAUCCCGGAUGACUUGAAAGGCACUAAGGACGAUACUUUCUACACACACUACUCGAGCAUUGCAUCUGUAUCUGCCAAUUGGGGUCUUCCAUCACUAGGACGCUGGGAUUGCGGGGCUAAUAUUUUCGAGAUCGUGGCAAACAAGACCGGCUAUAUCAACUAUGACGUUGAUCUGACCAAUUUAUAUUUGAACGAUACCUAUGAUGGCCCAUUGACUACUGGACUGCUGGAUAAGUACCUAGGAGUUUCUUCUUCACUGAAGAAAACGGCAACCUCCUUAUGGACCUGGCCUAUUCCCAACACUGACGCCAAGUGUUCUGCUGGACAUGGCGUACUGGAAGUGGUAAAGAAGACCUAUAGUGGCAUGAGUGCGACCUACAAUUACACAUCUCCCUACCCUUGGGAUGAAGCCAGCGGUUAUAACACAAAUGUGACUGCUAGCCGCAAAUCAUCCAAUAGAACUAGCUCCUCCACCAGCUCGACCUCCGCCGACUCUAGUACCAGCACUGGUACUAGACCAAGCCUAGGUGCUGCUUUUGGAAGUCUGGUGGUUCUCUUUGUUUUACUGCGAUAA